This is a messenger RNA of Ananas comosus (pineapple), 628 nucleotides long. RefSeq lists its product as uncharacterized. Gene Ontology annotation, molecular function: actin binding. The record is from RefSeq and is a predicted model, not a curated record. NCBI's taxonomy places the organism in Eukaryota, Viridiplantae, Streptophyta, Magnoliopsida, Poales, Bromeliaceae.
AGCAGGAGGGGAUAAAACUCAAAGCUGUUGACUUGCUACCGUUCCUAGACUUUGUCAAACGAAAAAAUUGGCAAAUGGAGUUCUUUUCUCUUGGCCAAAACCAGUAUCUGGUCACCUCUAUACAUGAGCACUGGUUCUGCGCUCGUUGUGUCAAUACAUCAAAGCCUGGUGGGGAAGGAGUCAUUGUCAUGCAGACUGGCUCAUUCUUGUUAGUUGCAAUGUAUGAAGGCUCUCUUGGUUCGGCUCCACAAGCAAUGGUUGCAGUUGACCACUUGGCAUGGCAGAUGAGCCGAAGAACUCACUAACCUCAGCUUAAAGCAGAAAAAGAGUAUCUUUGUUUUUGCCGCGUCUGCUUCUUCCUCUUCUCGUUUUUUCUUAUCUGACUUACUAUUUCGAUUUCUAGUUUGCAGUUUUAACUUAAUUGUAAAAAUGUACAUGCACGCAAAGUUGUGUCAGGAAUUUUUGGCUUCCUGUUGCAACACAUCCAUGUUAACUCUUUUUUGGGCUAUUUGCACUUUUUCUGUCUAUUCUUGAUGCUUGACUUUUUGGUACUUCAGCGCAAGCUAACAAAGUAGUCCUUGUAAACCUAGCCUACGCCUUUUCAUUUAUAUAUGGGUUUUUUUUUGCA